Hordeum vulgare subsp. vulgare (domesticated barley) is the source of this 2233-nucleotide messenger RNA. RefSeq names its product pectinesterase-like. The record is from RefSeq and is a predicted model, not a curated record. Gene Ontology annotation, biological process: cell wall modification. Gene Ontology annotation, molecular function: pectinesterase inhibitor activity; pectinesterase activity. The coding region runs from base 134 to 1960 and encodes 608 amino acids. Lineage: Eukaryota; Viridiplantae; Streptophyta; Magnoliopsida; Poales; Poaceae. The transcript has 3 exons.
CUCUCUGCCAUGUCCGGUGUAAGGCAGAGAGCGAGAGAGAGGAAAAGAAGCAGCAAAUAAAGGAGAAAAGGUUUGUUUGUUGCAACGACAACAACAACAUCAUAAGGGGGGCCAAUACACAGGUCGACCGACCAUGUCGUCGGCGUUUGGCGACUUCGGCCCGCUCACGGAGCGCCGCAAAGCCGAGAAGGCGCGGCAGGUGCGCAAGCGCAUCAUGAUCGCCGGAGGGACCAUCGCCAUUAUACUCAUUGUUUGCGGCAUCGCCGUCAUGCUGAACGGGAAGCAUAAGGAAGAAAAAGCCGGGUCAUCCAGCAAGAAGGGCUCGUCCUCAAAGGGAAAGUCCGGUGGCGGCGGAUCCGAGGACGGAGGAGACCUCAAGGCCGUGAAGAAGACCAUCACGCUCAUGUGCCAGCAGGUGGACUACCAGGGCGUGUGCGAGGAGAGCCUGACGAGGUGCGCCAACGCGAGCGAGUCGUCGCCCAUGGGCGUCGUCCGCUUGGCCGUCAGGGUCAUCGGCGAAGCGCUGGCGCAGGCGUUCGACCGCACCGACCUGAUCCUGAGCGACGAGCCCCACGUGAAGGCCGCCAUCGCCGACUGCAAGGAGUUCUUCCUGUACGCCAAGGAAGAGCUCAACCGCACGCUCGGCGGAAUGGACGCCAAGGACAGCAUCACCAAGCAAGGGUACCAACUGCGGAUCUGGCUGAGCGCGGUGAUCGCGCACCAGGAGACGUGCAUCGACGGCUUCCCCGACGGGGAGUUCAAGGACAAGGUGAAGGAGUCCUUCAUCAAGGGGAAGGAGCUGACCAGUAACGCGCUGGCGCUCAUCGAGAAGGCGGCGACGCUCCUCGCCGGCCUCAAGCUCCCGCAACGCCGGCUGUUGGUCGAGGAGGAGGGAGCGGCGCCGCCACGGCGAGCCGAGCCGGUGCUAGGGGAGGAUGGCAUCCCGGAGUGGGUGCCCGAAAGCGAGCGGAGGGUUCUCAAGGGCGGCGGGUUCAAGGGCGAGGUCAAGGCGAACGUGGUGGUGGCCAAGGACGGCAGCGGCCAGUUUAAGACCAUCAAUGAGGCGCUCAAUGCCAUGCCAAAGAAAUAUGAUGGAAGAUAUGUGAUCCAAGUGAAGGAGGGUGUGUACGAGGAGUAUGUUACCAUCACAGGCCAGAUGCCGAACGUGACCUUGAACGGCGACGGUUCCAAGAAGACCAUCAUCACCGGUAAAAAGAACUUCGUGGACGGGACCACGACCUUCAAGUCGGCAACCUUCACCGCGCAAGGCGACGGGUUCAUGGCGAUCGGGGUGGGGUUCGAGAACACGGCGGGCGCGGACAAGCACCAGGCGGUGGCGCUGCUGGUGUUGUCGGACAAGUCCAUCUUCCUCAACUGCAAGAUGGACGGGUUCCAGGACACGCUGUACGCGCACUCCAAGGCGCAGUUCUACCGCAACUGCGUCAUCUCCGGCACCAUCGACUUCAUCUUCGGCGACGCGGCGGCCGUGUUCCAGAACUGCAUCAUCACGCUCCGCCGGCCGCUGGACAACCAGCAGAACAUCGUCACGGCGCAGGGCCGCGCCGACGCCCGGGAGGCCACGGGGUUCGUGCUCCAGAAGUGCGAGAUCACCGCCGAGCCCGGGCUCACGGCGCCCGGCAAACCGCCCAUCAAGAACUACCUCGGCCGGCCGUGGCGCGAGUGCUCACGCACCAUCAUCAUGGAGUCCGACAUCCCGGCGCUCAUCGACAAGGCCGGGUACCUGCCGUGGAACGGCGACUUCGCGCUCAAGACGCUCUUCUACGCCGAGUACGGCAACAAGGGGCCGGGCGCCGACACGGCGGGGCGCGUCAACUGGGAAGGGUACAAGAAGACCAUCAGCAAGGACGACGCCACCAAGUUCACCCUGGGGAACUUCAUCCACGCCCAGGCGUGGAUCGACCCGACCGGCACGCCGGUCAAGUACGACUUCUUCGGGUGAGUGGGGGUUGCGAGCGCGCAUGCCGUAGCCCGUUGGGUAUCCAUUGGAGGGAGGGGGCGGCGGCCGGGGGUAGUUGGUUGUCACCGUGCAUGCAUGCAUGCACGAUCGAGUGGAGUGCAUGCGGACGAGCUUGUUUGUGGGACAUGUUUGAAUCUGGCGAUCCGCGCGCGCAUGCAUGCCCGUCUAGUUUUACUUUGUGUUGGUAUACUGGCUGAUAUACGCGUCUCUUGUACUUGUACAUGUAUUUCCCUGAUUACCACUAAAUUUCGACAA